UUUCUAUUGCUGUAUCUUCCAGUUCGUUCAUCUCUCCUUCUGCAGUGUCUAGUCUGCCCUUCAUCCCAUCCAGUGUGUUUUUCAUCUCAAGUGUUUUAAUUUUCAUCAGUUUACAUAUUCCAUUUGGAUCUUUUCGUUUUAUAUCCUCUGUGGCUCUACUUAACAUCUUAACACAUGGGAUACAGUUAUGAAACUUUUAAUGUCCUUCUUUGCCAAUCCUCACACCCACGUCAAGCCUGGGAUAGUGUUAAUAAAUUAUCCUGCUCAUUACGGGUUGUGUUUUCUGGUUUCUUUGCAUAUCUUCUGGGCCCUGUGAAUUUUACCUUGCUGAGUGCUAGAUAUUUUUGUAUUCUUGUAAACAUUCCUUUUUAAAAAUUUUUCCUUUUGAGACAGUCUCACUCUGUCGCCAGGCUGGAGUGCAGUGGCGCAAUCUCAGCUCACUGCAACCUCCACCACCCAGGUUCAAGCAAUUCCCCUGCCUCAGCCUCCCGAGUAGCUGGGACUACAGGCGCCUGCCACCACGCCCAGCUAAUUUUUUGUAUUUUAGUAGAGACGGGGUUUCACCAUGUUGGCCAGGAUGGUCUCCAUCUCCUGACCUCGUGAUCCACCUACCUUGGCCUCCCAAAGUGCUGGGAUUACAGGCGUGAGCCGCCGCACCGGCCCCUAUAAUCAUUCUUAAGCUUUCUUCGGGACUGCAGUUAUUUGGAAGUAAUUUGGUCCUUUCAGACUUUUCAUUAAUAGUGUGUUAGGUCGAUCUGGAUCAGUGCUCAGCCUGGGGCUAAUCAUUUCCGACAGUCAAGGCAAGAACGUUCUGUGUACACUGCCUGCCCAGUGACCUGGGAGUCCUGAGGUCCUCCAGCCUGACUACUAGAAACAGGUGUCAUUACCAGGCUUCCAGUCCCCCGGAAUACUUCUGUCCCAGCAUCUGGUAGCUUCUUGACACGCAUUCAUCCAUCAGUUCUCUACUGAAUACUCCAGAGGGACACUUGAUAGAUCUCAGAGGUCCUCUCUCUGUGCGACUCUCUCCUCUCUGACACUCUGCCCCCACAAACUCCAGCUGCCUUGGUCCUCCCAGACUCUCUGCUGUCUCCUCUACCCAGGGAGUCCUCCAGCUCAGCCAGCUUCCCCUCCCUCACCAUAGCCUGGCAACUCUCUGAGGCAGUGAGCGGUGAGCAUCGCAGGUCUCCUCCCCUCCUUUGUUUUCUGUCUCUCAGGGAUCACUGUGCUAUGUUGCCUCAAGUCCAGUGCCUGGAAAACUGUUAUUUCAUAUGUGUGUGUGAAAAAAAAAAAUAUAUAUAUAUAUGUAUACACACACAUAUCUCUAUAUAAACACACAUAUGUGUGUGUGUAUUUACGUGAUUUUUUCAGUUGUUGCAGAUGGGAUGGCAAAGCCAAAAUCCAGUCCCUUUUGCUGUGUCUUUGGUGGGAGGGAACGUCCUUAAGGAUCGCUUGAAGUACAGGCUCCUUUUUCCAUCACUCAGAACAGAAGCGUGGCCAGCAGAGGUCGGCAGCAGGUCAGCUACUUCAGCUGGGGAUCUGGGAUCUGCUGUCACCUGCCAGCUCCUUGAUGCUAGACCCGGACAGCCCUUCUCCCUCUCUGGGCCUCACUCUCCCCUCCUUUAGAAGCCUGUAGACGCAGAGCAGCUGGGCUGUCUCCCUGAGCUCCCUCUACUUUUGGUCUGGUCUUUCCCAUGAUCAGUAGGGUCACACACCAGAACUUCACAUCAGGAGACUGCCUGUCCCUUCCCGCGUGGUCUUGUGGAUUCUGUGUGAAGCCCUGUGUGUCCGGGAUGGGAUGGGGACACUAAACUGCCCUAGACCUCCUACUUUUAUGAGGCCCUCCGGUAGAAAUGGCCCCUGACACGGGUCACUCAGACCCCCUACAUGACCCAACCAUGGCGCUUCCUUCCUCAGAGGUGGAGGGCCCUGACGGAGCCCUCUCCCAGCUUCCCCUGGCCAAGCUCUUCCCUCCGGACAACCCCACCCACCAGGUACGUGGAGAGGUCCCCUGGGGGAGAGGCACAAUUUCAGGGCCCAGCACAGCCCUGGUAGUGGGCCCCGGACCCAACUGUCCUUCCAUUAAGAAGGGCCAAGGCAGGUCCUGGGUUGGGAGGUUCUUCCGGCCAUUGCGUCACCCGCUCUUCCAGCUGACAGCUACCCAAGCCCGUUCCUCCCGCCCUGGGUGACAGAGGGGGGCAGGCAUUUCAACAUGGUGCUUUGGGCAGGGUUAGCCCCCGCCCAGGUUGUAUAUUUUAGGGCAGGUGGCCUGGGCUUCCUGGAUCAGGGCUGGUGGUGAGGCCGAUAUGCUAAAGAUCCUGCCUGCCCCGCCAGCUCACAGUCGGGGAAGCGAGGGCGGCAUAGGGGGAUGGGAGGGGCGGGCAGUCCGAGAGGGCUUCUCGGAGGCGGUGGCCUGUGCCGGGAGCGGUCUAGAAGCUAGGCGGUGAGGCGGGCCACCCUAGUGGAGCCCCGCGAGGCCCGGAAGCACCGAACCCAGAGCUUUAGGGGCCUUGGGCCGCUUCAAGCUGCAGAUGCUGGAGCGGAGCCUGCGGGAGGAGGAGCUGCGAGCACAGCACCAGGCCGCGCUGCUGCGCCUGCGAGAGAUGGCGCUCCGGGAGAAAACGCUCGCGGAGCUGGCCUGGCUGGAGCAUCGACGAGGGUGCCUGGACAGCAAGAGGGACAGAGCUGUGCUGGCCGCACUGGUUGAGAAGCAGCAGCAAGCCCUCAGCAGAUUCGAGAAGGAGCAGAGGGAAAUCCAAUACCUGAGACACACGCAGCUGUUCAGGCACCGAGACAGGAAGCUGCUUCUGCAGCAUCAGAGGGACAUCGUCUCCAUGCCGGGGCCUGUGGACACCCUCCCCAUCCCGGGGCCCACGGACGUCGUCCCAGUGCAUGAGCUGCAGGCCUGGGCCAAGCUGCAGCAGGGUUCCAGCCCCAAAGUCAAGGCCACCUGGGAGGGAGGCUCAGAGACAAGCCAGCAGCCAGAGGCCUCCCUGUGUCCCCUGACCCCGUGCAGGCCCAGCAGCUCCACCAGCCAUCACCCCCAGAGCAGCCCCGCAAGCUCAAAGGCCACGCGCCCUCCCACUGAGCAGCAGGAUGUGAUGCCGCCCCAGACAACCUCCGAUGCAGAUGGUCACCAGCAGCCUCCGAGGCCAGCGUGGGGCGAGGACACACACGACCCCCAGGGCCCGCUGGUGGAGAGUGGCAGCCAUGUCAGUCAAGAGCCUGGGGAGCAGCCUCGGGCCCCUCUGCUGGGCCUGCAGCACGUGAGCUCCCCGGACGGACAGCAGCUGGGCCCAGCCUUUCCCGCCGAGGAGGUGGAGGGGCGCCUCCCCACAGCUCAGUGCAGGUCCCGGGAGGUGAAGGAGCUACCCCCAGGUAAGCACCCUGGAAACACCGCGUGGGCCUCCACGGCGCCAGACACUUCCCCCACAUCCAGCAGAGCCUGUCCGAGGCUGGAGCUCAGCCACUGGACAAGGACGGAAAGCAAAGAAGAUGGGCCCUGGUGGCCCCCCACCCUGGCCUCGGACCCCUUCACUGCAAGAAGAGUGGCCGGCUCCAUCUCCUACCGGAGGUGACGCAGCGGCUCUUCUGGAGAAAUUAAAAGUCAUAACUGGCUGGGAUUGUUUUAGUUGCAACUUCGUUCAUCUGGGGCAGAUUUUUAAGCGUUU
This is a messenger RNA of Gorilla gorilla gorilla (western lowland gorilla), 3668 nucleotides long. RefSeq lists its product as uncharacterized. Gene Ontology annotation, molecular function: microtubule binding. The record is from RefSeq and is a predicted model, not a curated record. Lineage: Eukaryota; Metazoa; Chordata; Mammalia; Primates; Hominidae. The transcript has 7 exons. The coding region runs from base 2529 to 3575 and encodes 348 amino acids. Gene Ontology annotation, biological process: microtubule anchoring. Gene Ontology annotation, cellular component: centrosome.